Messenger RNA from Spinacia oleracea (spinach), 1367 nucleotides. RefSeq names its product acetylajmalan esterase-like. The transcript has 5 exons. The coding region runs from base 85 to 1206 and encodes 373 amino acids. The record is from RefSeq and is a predicted model, not a curated record. NCBI's taxonomy places the organism in Eukaryota, Viridiplantae, Streptophyta, Magnoliopsida, Caryophyllales, Amaranthaceae. Gene Ontology annotation, molecular function: hydrolase activity, acting on ester bonds.
UUGUCUUACAAAAGCUUGUAGAGAAGUCUCUUAUUACAAACAAAACAAAACAAAAUAGUUCAAUCGAUCGAUCUAUUAUUAUCAAUGGAAAAAGUUACAAAAAGCUUCCUCUUAGUUGUUCUUGCUGCCUUUUUCUUUACUAUUUCCGUUGUACCGGUCCAUGCACUCCAUGAUCACAUUAAUCCCAAAAUUAAUGCUAUUUAUCAAUUUGGAGAUUCGAUCUCAGACACCGGUAAUCUGAUACGUGAUAAUCCAAUUGGAGCGCGUUCGAACUGUGGCAAACUUCCAUACGGACAAAGCUUCUUCCUCAAGCCUACCGGACGAUGCUCUAACGGACGUCUUAUGAUCGAUUUCUUUGCUGAAUACUUCAACUUGCCGUACCUCGAUGCAUACCUUAACAAGGAAGGAGACUUCAGUCACGGAGCGAACUUCGCCGUGGCUGGCUCGACAGCUCUAAGCACCUACGCUUUAGCAGCAAAAAGAAUUGUUACACGGACCACCCGCAGUUCGUUAUUACCCGUACAACUUGCAUGGUUUAGGUCUCAUCUUCCUUCUGUUUGUUCGAAUCCUCCAGAUUGCAAGAAUAAACUCGCCAACGCGCUUUUUAUCAUUGAAUCCGGUGGUAACGACUUCAAUUACGCUUUCUUCGGAGGGAAAACUAUGCAAGAAGUACGUAGCAUGGUACCCCAAGUAGUUGGCAAUAUCAGAAGAGCCGUAGAGGAGUUAAUUAGUUUGGGUGCCACUCGAAUAGUCGUUCCCGGGAACUUCCCAAUCGGAUGUUUGCCGAUUUAUCUGGCUUCUUUUCAAUCAAACGACGCAAAUAUGUAUGAUGAACUCAACUGUCACAGAGGAAUGAACGAUUUCGCCGUAUUCCAAAACGAUUUCGUGCAACAAACUAUUAGAGAACUUCAGAUGGCGCACCCAACCGUUAAAAUCGUCUACGCAGAUUACUUUACCGCUCUGAAACAACUCCUCCAGAACGCCGCCUCUCUCGGAUUUGACAAGGAUGCAACACAAAAGGCUUGUUGUGGGAGGGGAAAUAACGCGUACAACUACGAUUCUACAAAUAUGUGUGGGAGGGGAGUUCCAGCAUGCAAAAAUCCUAAUAAGAGUGUAAGUUGGGAUGGAGUUCAUAUGACGCAACACGCUUACAAAGUCAUGGCGAAGUGGCUGUUAAAGCACAAUAUUGUUCCUAGUCUCUCCUAAACGAAGGCUUACUUAGUUAUUUUCGAUUGCUAAAUAAAAUUAUGUUUCUCGACAAUAUUAAUGUAAUGUAACUAUGUAAGUAAGUAGUACUAUGUAUGUGUUUGUAUCUUUGUUUUGAUACAUUUGAUUUUAAGAAAUAAAUAUAUUGAAAUUUCCACCAA